This is a messenger RNA of Stegastes partitus (bicolor damselfish), 2516 nucleotides long. RefSeq lists its product as uncharacterized. Gene Ontology annotation, cellular component: membrane; external side of plasma membrane. NCBI's taxonomy places the organism in Eukaryota, Metazoa, Chordata, Actinopteri, Pomacentridae. Bases 178 to 2490 code for a protein of 770 amino acids. The transcript has 3 exons. The record is from RefSeq and is a predicted model, not a curated record. Gene Ontology annotation, molecular function: C-C chemokine receptor activity; C-C chemokine binding. Gene Ontology annotation, biological process: calcium-mediated signaling; cell chemotaxis; G protein-coupled receptor signaling pathway.
GCUGCCCUACCGUCGUCAUCAGGCUGGAUGAUGUGAAAACAAAGGUCCGUUUCAGUUCGCUUUCGUUAGUGAUACUUAAGGUUAUAUCUCAGUUCACCAAAUGUUUGCUGACAUCGCGUGAAGGACUCUGGCAGCUGUGCAACCUUUGUGCAGGUUUUCUCUUUGUGCUGCAGAAAAAUGACGUCAACUGAAUACUAUACAGACGCUACAAGCACCUCCUUUGAGUCGACCAGUGAGAUCCCGUCCGACUACAGAGAUGAAUAUAGUGACUACGGUCAAUAUGGUGACGAAGUGUGCGACAAAUCCAGCAUCAUGCGUUUCGGGAACAUCUUCACUCCGGUGUUCUUCUCCUUUGUGGUGGUCCUCAGCCUGCUGAGCAACAUCCUGGUCAUUGUGGUUCUGGCCAAGUACGAGAACCUCAAAUCCCUCACCAACACCUUCAUCCUGAACCUGGCUGUGUCGGACCUCUUCUUCACCGCAGGUCUGCCCUUCUGGAUCUACUACCACAUGCACGGAUGGACUUUGGGGGACCUUGCGUGCAAAAUAGUGAACUUCAUCUUCUACAUCGGCUUCUACAGCAGCGGCUUCCUCCUCAUCCUGAUGACCAUCCACCGCUACAUCGCCGUCAUGUGGCCUCUGUCCAACAUCGUGUCCACCACAGGCUGCUGCAGCGUCAUAGCGUCUGUGAUCAUUUGGCUCGUGAGCGUCCUGGUUGCCAGUCCAGCCCUCGUCGGCACUGGAGUCGUGGACUCACAUCACUGUGUGUAUAAGGAUUCCAGCUGGAGCUUGUAUGGAAUCUACCAGCAAAACGCACUCUUCAUACUGAGCUCAGUGGUGUUCGUUUUCUGCUACUCUCAGAUCAUGUGCAGGCUGCUGCGGCCUACAGCCCAGAGAAGACGAAACAGAACUUUAAAGCUCAUUUUCAUUCUCAUGGUUGUUUUCUUUGUGGGGUGGCUUCCUUACAAUGCAGUAAUAUUCCUCCAGUCCUUCUAUUUCUGGCCCAAAGAACCUGGCAACAGUAAUGCUUUGGCAGAAACCUGUGAAGCCCACAAAAGGCUGGAUUACGCGUUUUACAUUAGCCGUCUUGUUGCCUUUUCACACUGCUGCCUCAACCCCGUGUUUUACGUGUUUGUGGGAGUUAAAUUCAAGAACCACCUGAAGAAAAUGCUGAAGAGCUGGGGCCACAGAAACAGCAGCAUCCGCAGUGGGCAGAACCGACUCACCAUCACGUCCAUGACGAGCGGCGAGGAGUUCUCGAUACGGCCAGCUGAUGCUCAGAGGGCGUCGCUGAGAGCUUCUGCACCAUCCCUGUUCUCUGUAUUUAGUCCAGACUCUCCUUGUUCUAAAGACUCCACAAGAAGCUCAUUUUUGCAGCAAAGCGUUCAGAAAUCUGCUCAGUCUGAACUGAAUUUUGAAGGUUUUCUGUUCGUGUUUGCCAGAAGACCUGCUAUGGCAAACGGCACCACAACGCCUGGCGAAGGAGUGGACGGCGGCGGUCCUGUGUAUCUUUGUGACACAGAGGAGUUUGACUUCUCAAUCGUCAGCGGCGCCCUCUUCAUCCUGAUCUUCUUCAUCAGUGUCGUCGGCAACAGUCUCCUGCUGUGUGUUCUGGUCAUCUACGAGGACCUGAAGAACAUCACCAACGUGUUCAUGGUGAACCUGGCCUGCUCCGACCUGGUCUUCACCGCCACGCUUCCGUUCUGGGCCACCUACCACCUUCACCACUGGGUCUUCGGGGACUUUCUCUGCAAAUUCAUGACGGCGGCGCACUUUGUCGGUCUGUACAGCAGCGUCAUCCUCCUGACGGCCAUGACGGUGGAUCGCUUCGUGACUGUGGUGCUGCACAACUGGCUGAGCAACAACGUGUGGAGGAAGAGGGGCGUCGCCGGGGCCUGUGCAGCCGCCUGGCUCCUCAGCGUUGCUGCGUCCAUCCAUGAUGCCAUCGAAAUAAAGGUGGAUGAGUGGGAGGAUCAGUUCUACUGUGAGGCCCCUUCUACUGUCCCGCUGGCAUUUUACCUCCAAGUGUCGCUGCUUUUCUUCCUCCCCUUUGCCGUCAUUGUUUUCUGCUACUCUGCCAUCCUCAAAACCGUCCUGCACACGUCAAACAGAAGAAGAAACAGGACUGUGGUGGUGGUGUUGUGCAUCGUUGUAGCCUUCUUCAUCUGCUGGGGACCCUAUAACAUCGUGCUUCUCAUCAAACCUUUGUACAAACCCGUAGAGUGUGAGGCGCAGGAGCGGCUGAACGUUGCAUAUCAUAUCAGUCGGACACUCGCCUACUCGCACUGCUGCAUGAACCCUCUGCUGUACAUGCUCUCAGAAAAGCUGCGAGGACAUCUGCUGCGCCUUUUGCGGUGUGACGGCGUGUGCAGGAACAACCGGACGAGGUGCGCCGGCCAGAACACCUCCGUUGUUCAGACUGUGGCUUUUGCGGCGCAAAACUCGGCCGUCGUGAUGGAGCCGAUCAACAAUAAUCAGUCUCUGCUGAAGUGAGAACACCCGAUCAGUCUGGACCUGCU